CUGUAUUAUCCUGAGAGUGCGAAAUGGUGCCUAAUCCGUGUGUUUGUAAACAAAAAAAAAGAUAACCUGACAUUCCAAAGGGGAUUAACAAUGGAAGAGACCGAAUUCGUAGAAAAAAAUUCACCAGAAGUUAAUAAAAAUGAAGAAAACACUCCAAAAGACGUGACUCCUGCUCCAAUUGUUGUUGAUCUUGCUCCAAAAGAGGCAGCAAUAACCCAACAAAUGAAUGAAUUGGUUUUAGAGCCAGAGGAAAUGCAAUUAGAACGACCUGAGGUGAAUGAAAAGCCAGAAAAAUCAGAGGAAAAAAUUGUUCUGGAGGACGAAAAAGGGGAUUCUGCUGUAAAAACUCCAGAUGGGCCUCAUAAUCUCGAAUAUAAUUGGAGCAUCCCCCCGAGACUGCUGUGUUCAGCCACUGGGGAGUACGAACCCAACGAGAAAUGUGAAAACUUCACGAGAGGGUGCCUCUGGUCGCCGGAUGGGACGUGCCUCCUGGUGCCUGCUGACGACUUCAGGCUGAGGGUUUACGAACUUCCGAGGGUCUUGUACUCUGGACAGCUCCCGGAGGAUCCACUGCCCCCACUGAGCCCUGUUUUUGGUAUCAAAGAGGGUGGGAUUGUUUACGAUUGCUCGUGGUACCCCCUGAUGAACUCCUGGGAGCCAGACACCUGCUGUUUCAUCAGCACCAGCAAGGAGACUCCCGUCCAUCUGUGGGAUGCCUUCACUGGACAGUUGAGAGCCACUUACAGGGCUUAUAAUCAAGUUGACGAAGUGGAAGCGGCGAUAAGUGUCCAAUUUUCGGAUCAGGGUCAAACUGUGUGGACGGGCUUCAAAGGUGCCCUCAGAUCGUUCGACACUAAUCGCCCUGGUCGGCAAACCGAAGACAUUUUCCUGAAGCACGAUUUUCCGAACGUCACAGGGAUCGUCUCCUGCAUCCGGGAGAAUCCCAUGAUGCCAGGGCUUCUGGCCUUUGGAACAUACUCCAAAUGCAUAGGAUUAUACAGAAAUGGACCUCUGUGUUCCUUCAGAGCAAGCAGUGGCGUCACUCAAGUUGAAUUCAGCCCCUGUGGGACGAAACUGUAUGCAGCACUUCGUCGUAACGAUGAAUUCGUCUGUUGGGAUCUCAGAAAUCCUGGGAUUAUUCUGUACUCCUUGGAGGGACGUCGAUCCAACACAAAUCAGAGGAUUCAAUUCUCUCUUUCACAUGAUGGGAGCGAAAUUGUCUCAGGUGGAACUGAUGGAUUCGCCACAGUCUGGAGGAUUCCAGAAGACGGUUCUAGCGAAAUCCAGCCCUCCAGGAAGAUCGCGGUGUCUAAGGACUGUGUGAAUGGUGUAAAUAUGCACAAGUGCCUGCCGAUAUUGGCAACGAGUUCGGGACAAAGAUUGUGUGAUGAAGACGAUGUACCUAGAGACAAUAGCGUUCGAUUGUGGUAUUGUGGGUCUGAGGGGGAUAAAUCGUGACGAAUGAUAAUGAUAUGGUUUUCCAUCGAUGUAAUUGUGGAAUUAUGUAGAUUU
Diachasma alloeum is the source of this 1512-nucleotide messenger RNA. It is a transcript of the gene WDR79, whose product is annotated as telomerase Cajal body protein 1. Gene Ontology annotation, biological process: Cajal body organization. The transcript has 4 exons. NCBI's taxonomy places the organism in Eukaryota, Metazoa, Arthropoda, Insecta, Hymenoptera, Braconidae. Gene Ontology annotation, molecular function: RNA binding; protein binding. The record is from RefSeq and is a predicted model, not a curated record. Gene Ontology annotation, cellular component: Cajal body. Bases 91 to 1458 code for a protein of 455 amino acids.